Messenger RNA from Ilex paraguariensis (yerba mate), 753 nucleotides. NCBI's taxonomy places the organism in Eukaryota, Viridiplantae, Streptophyta, Magnoliopsida, Aquifoliales, Aquifoliaceae. The record is from the annotation of a GenBank genome assembly.
AUGAAAUACGGUCCUUAUCUGCAUGCAACCCCAUGGAAAUCAUCUAAGGCACUAAAGCAGCCGAAAAACUCAUCACCCCCACCACUCCAGAUGGAGGAGGAGGCGUGUGAAACCCACUCAAUUCAAGCAAGUGGACCCAGCAAAUUCUUAGAUACACUACCUGAUCCGAGAUCAUGCGUCGUGCUCACACCUCUGUCACCAAUAGACUCUGCAAAUGCUCCACGUGGCAAAGCAAGAAUGGAUUCGAACGCAACUAACUCGGAGGAAAUGCUUUCAGCCAUUGUGGUACAAACCACACCACAAAACCCUAAUUCAUCCCACCCAACAAGUAUACAAAUGAACCCAAUCCUUGACCCAAGUAUAGACUUUGUAAAUAGGCUGUCCCUGAAACGCAACCGUUUUGAAGAUCCAGAAGUGAGAAGACACUCAAAAGUGCGUAGGCAAGAAGAUGGAUCACUCAUGAUCCUCCCUCAUUCAGGAUCUGUGAGUCAUCGAGAGCAUGAGAGAAACACCUCCCCACAUGCUGACACUAGCAUCGACCCAGAAAAUGGCUUGUGCUUGCAUUUCCCUACCAACACUGAACAACAUUGCUUUAGUAACCAAAGGACUUAUCGACGAUUCACAACAAGGAAAACAGUCAGAGGCGUUGUUGAAUGCCCAACAAAAGACCUUCAGGAACUUAAGUUUGAAGUCUCAGAGGAGAUAUCAAUGGCUGAGGAGGCGGGCCUUACCAUGCCCCCAACCCAGUUAUGA